Messenger RNA from Vitrella brassicaformis, 3959 nucleotides. The record is from the annotation of a GenBank genome assembly. NCBI's taxonomy places the organism in Eukaryota, Vitrellaceae.
CUUUCGCCUUUUUCCCUAACCUGCCCUCCCUCUUGGGCAUGGCAGAGGCGGCGGAAGGCGUCCGCGCGCGUCGUCUGACUCGCUCCCCUCCCUGCCCCUUCUCCUGCCAGCCGGCGGACGUCGGCCGUUGACAGGUACGGGCGGCAACAGAGAAGCUCACAGGCAGCAGAAACCACACACGACGUAUUGCAUGUGACAGAGAGGAAGAUGCGCAGAUAUCAAGGCAGGAUGCAGACGAGCACGCGUGUGUCUGGUGUGUGUUUCCUGCAGGCGUCGCGAGAUCAGCACCGGACGAACUGUGUGGACGCUCGGCGGUGCUCAUGGCGUGACUUCGAGCCACUCCUCCGCUUCUUUCUCUCACUUGGUGUCUCACUGAGGCCUGCAUGCGGCGGGGCGACUCGUCAACUCUCCCUCCACUCGACCACCUGACGCUUCAACACACUGACGACAGCACCCACCCACUAGCGGCUGGCGGCUCAAGACAAUCCCACUCGCUACAGACCAGUGUCCUGCCAACACGCACCUCUCAUCCCUCGUCUGUGCCCAGCCGACGGCCAGACGCCCCCGUCUGAUGACCUCCCACAUGCCCCUCUGGAUAUCGGUGGCUGACGGGCUGUGAGCGGGUCGACGCUGCAAGGAGGCAUUGGGGCAGACGCAUGCCCUCUCGCUAAUGGGCCAUGUGGCUGCCGGAUGUCUAUUUGUAGGUCAGUGAGGGGGGGGGGGAGGGCUGCACACACACACACACACGCCUGCAGAGACAAACGCACUGCUUUGCUGUGUUUUUACUUCAUCAGCGCCGACCCGCUCACUGGCCGUCCCACCGACGCGCAUACACACAAGACGACAGAUGACCGGCCGCUCUUCGGGAUGGAUCGGCGGUCUGGUGGGCAGCUGUGAGGUUACUGCGGGGGCCGAGGAUGUCGGCAAGGCGGCUCGGCUGGGGGAUGAUGACUGGUGAAAGAGGUGGAUGGAUGCGGUGUUGCGGCGGCCCGGUCCAAAGCAGCCAAUGAGAGUGUAUGUGAGUGCUGUCAGUGUGGUGCCUGUGGAGGUGUCGUGUGUGGUCGUGUUGGAGGGGUACAGGUACGGUUUAUCCCGGCGUGUGUCGGGCCUGUCUCUGUGUAGCCAUCCAGGCAACCAGCUGAUGUAUAUGCUCUGGCCAUCUGACCUCCUCUCUCUCCCUCGGCUGUGGAUACUUCUGCUCACGUCGUGUAUGCGGUGUUUUGUGCUUCGUGGUGUAUGUGUGUGUGUGUUUGGCUUCGGAAUCCUGCUGCUCAGACAGCGAAAGCGAAACCGGCGGCUCGCAUUAGCUUUCGCUUGAUCUCUAGGAUUGCGAAGCGAAGCAUACACAUACGGCCCCACAUUCUUCAUUCCUUUCUUCUGAUGGAUAAUCUGUUUAUGUGGUUGGGUCAGUCUCUCGUUGGCUCAUCCGUAUGGACACGCGUACGUGGCUGACGACGGAAAGGGCGACGGUCUCUUUGCAGCUGACCGACGUCCUUUUCGGUCUCGUCCCGGUACGCUUGUCCACGGGUGAGGCAACAGAGAGAAGACACGUCAUCGCUUCUCAUCUGUGUGGUCCCUGGCAUAUGUGUGUGUAUCAUAUGGACGACACUUAUGUGCCCUCUCACUCACAUCAAUUUGAGAUGCGAUGGGACAUCGAUGGGUCAUUGGCAUCAUGAUGUUGAGAUGAUGCAUGGGAUACGACGAUAAUCAACAAGAGACAGAGUGGAUGCUCUCUUAGUGGGCGAUUAAGUGAAUCGCAACAGAAGCGAGUCUCGGUACAAGCCAUCAUCCGUCAAUCAGACAUCCAUAGAAAUGUGUUCACCGCCUAUAUCGCAUGCAGUCGUCUCAACCGCCCGACAGCAACACGCCAAGAGAGCCUCAAAACAGACGCAUGUAGAAACACACGGCGGUUCUAAUGCAGGAAGGCAUUGAGGCAUCGGUAGGUCAAGUGUCUUUCAAUGAGUCUGGGCUGAUGCCGCUUGCGCCAGAGGUGGGAAGUGCGCUGAAAGCACCGCCGCACACUGCAAGCCAAGAGACAUGCACCCAAGAAGGAGUGUGUGUGUCUGUGUUUGGCGGAUCGCUGCAGUUGAGUCGCUGUCCUUACGCAGCGCGAUAGGCCGGGUGGGCCGUGCAGCGCCAGUCGUUGGAUUUUGGCCAGACCGCCAGCCUUCACGGGCAGAUAGCACAUGUACUGAGUGAGACAUUGGCCGUCUUCUGCCCUGAUUCUGACAUGAAUGACUGACCCGGCGGACCAGCCCACAGUAGGCAUUGUCGGUGAGGCCUUGACUCGCGUGCUUCCGCCGCCCCACACUGCACAGGAAUGACAACAGAAGAGCCACAAUGCGUGUCAUAUGCACUGUUCCCUUCUCCUGACCCACGACCGACCGCCCGACCACAGAAUGCGAUCAAGUGCCAUCAGGGCGGUGCGGACCUCCAAAGGCUUGUUGCUGUCCAGCAAGGCACACACGGCAUCGACGCACCCACACUUAACUAGAUACUCUCCCUGCAGACAUCCAUCCAUCCAUUUAUUUAUCUAUCCCUUGUGUGUCCGUCUUCUGGGAACACCUGCAAGUACCUGUGGUAGGCACCAUCUCGCGACCUCUAGGAUGGCUGUGCUGGCCAUUGCUGAGUGCUGGGCCAUGAAGCGCAGAAAAACGGCCGCGUGGAUCACCAGAUCCAUGUCAUCGCUAAAUGACAGCAGCUUGACGAGGGUGGGGAUGCCAUCUGCGUCAAUCAGCGCCUGGACGACCCAGUCCCUCAUGGAUGGACACGAAACCGGGGGAGAUCUGUGGCAGCGGGAGCGUAAAGUAGGUGAGUGGAUCUCGGCUCGUGAGGCUGGCCAGCAGUUCCAGGAUGGGCUGCUUUGGAUGCAUUCUUUGUGGACGAAGGUUGAUGCCCAGCUGAAGUCAGAAGAGAGCAACGCUCGAAUCAGGAGGGGGGGGAGGACCAUGGGGAGAGGAUGACAACGGCAGCCGACAGUGCUCCUGGCAGCACAAUACCCCCAGCACAAGCCAAAGCGUCCCGAAGCGUCCCGAAGGAAGUUUAUGAAUUGGCGAGAAUUGAGACGGGAAGCGGGCAGACAAUGCAGGCCUUUUCCAUCACUGGCAGCACCCCCUCUGCGGACCAUGGGGAUACGAUAUACUCCAGCCACCUCGAUUGGCACCUCGACAAUUCAUCGAGGAGUACGACACCAUCUGAGGAACCAGGCAAGGUGUUUCUUGUAGCGAGCAGCGUGUUUGAGUUGCCGUCUGAUGUCACUCUCCCCGAUGCUUGAGGACGCCAUAAAUGGCCGCGAAUUGCUAUGAAGGCACAUCCGCCGCUGAGGCUCACGACGCCCGAAUGCAAGCUGCUCUACCAUCUCGGCGUACAGGAGGCCUCCCGGCUAUCGCAUGCCACAGCUGUAUUGGCGGUCAGGUCUAUCCGACCGAGGGGACGUACCAUCUACGGCGACUCCAUGGACGACAAGGGGGGACGAGGUGCCGCUGCGCAAGAGGUUCCCUCGUGAUGUCAAGUGGGAGCAGCCGAUCGAGCACCUGAAGCAUCGGCUACUGCAGACCCUUUUGCCGUCGUCCCAGCCCUCGCACUUCGAUGACGUCCACGCCCUAGAAGGCUGUCUGAGCGUGAAGAUCCUGGAGGAGGCGGGCGCGGACAUACAGCAUACCAGACUGAGCCAGGUCGUCGCGAAUCGCUUCUCCUCGCGCCUGACCGACAACGCAGCAGCCAAGGCAGACAUCGCCAUCCUGUGUGUGUACGGAUCCGCAGUGUUCCUGGCCAUAACACAUCUGGUGCUCUUGGCAACUGGUCAGGAUACAGAUGCGGCCAUUCUCGCUAAGAAUGUGGUGAACCUACACCCCUGGCACCGCACGUCAUCCCGAUGUCUCAUUGGGUCACAUGCAGAUGUGUCUUGUUUCGAUGACAUGGAGGCGGAAGUUUCUGAGUCGGUUGCGUCGUCUCCGUGA